Molecule: messenger RNA, 2015 nt
Organism: Brassica napus (rape)
Lineage: Eukaryota; Viridiplantae; Streptophyta; Magnoliopsida; Brassicales; Brassicaceae
Product: putative E3 ubiquitin-protein ligase SINA-like 9
Exons: 2
Coding region: 1041-1649 (202 amino acids)
Molecular function (GO): zinc ion binding
Source: RefSeq, a predicted model, not a curated record
UGCUAAACACUACGAGGACUCGUACAUGUUUGAAUGUGGGACGCCUAUGUUUAUCCACCCCGUAAGUGGUUAGCGGGUUAUUCUCAAGGAACAAACCACAGAUGAAGGAGAAGGAGAAGUUGUGGUUGUGGAGUGUUUCGACACACCACAAGGCCGACUAUUCCAUGCUUGCUGUAUUGGACCAGGAACAGCCAAGUUCUCCUACGAUUUGCACAUGUAUUCAUCUUCGGGUGAUAGCUGCUUAUUUCAGUCAAAACUCAAAAGAGUUCGUGAAGUGAGCAAUGAACCACCCUGUAAACAUGUUAUGUUGGUUCAUUCCUCCAUGUGCCCUGACUACAAGUUUUAUAUUUGCAUCAAGCGAGAGACUUAUUAGGAUCAUGAAGAAGCUACUACUUCGUCCCUCAUCAGUCGCACUGAUGCGUAGGACCUUGAAAGGGAGCUUUUGACUGUUUGAAUUUUCUCUUCUUUUUUUUUUCUCUAUCGAAACCCUCUACUCAUGUUAAUUAGAUUUCCUCUCUAAAUUAUGUCGUCUAAACACUUGAAAAUUAAUGUGUGAUAUUGAUCUAAGUUCAAGUACGUUAAUACAUGGAGGCGUGACUGAUGAAGAGUUUUAAGCGACAUAUUUUUGAAGAAAUGCUGGGUGAACUGUGAAACGGCAUUUUGUUGACACUAUAAUACAUUUAUACCCAUCUGGCCUGCUGAUUGUCCGAGUUAAAACUUAUAUCCAGAAACUGAGAAACGAGGAAGACAAAAGUAGCGGGAAUAAACAAAUCAGAAAACUGUGAAGGCAUUUGUCGACACUAUAUCCAUAUAUCGCCUACUGACCGUCUAAAAUUCAGAAUGAGAAUGACGAAGAAGAAGGAAGUGAAAAGGAGAAGAAACUGUAAUGGGCUAAGGGAUGCAGAGCCCAAUACUAUUUAUUUUAGUGGGCCUGAGCCCAAAACUGAACAAAUGUGAACCAGACAAUCAGCUAGGGUUUGAAGAUGCAGACUUUUGGAUUGACUUGACCAACAACGCGUGUCUCUGAUAGUUCUCUCGAAAUGGAGAGUUCCUCCGGAGAAUCCGAAUCCGAGGACGACAGACUGAUCUCUGAAAUGGAGAGUUCCUCCGGAGAAUCCGAGGACGAGAGACCGAUUGUACUCACCAACAGAACUUCGCAAAAGAGGCAACGUUCUCCGACCGAACGCACUGCGACGCUGCUGGAUCUGGAUGUUACAGACUGUCCCAUUUGCUUUAAUCCUCUCACCAUUCCCAUCUUCCAGUGUGACAAUGGUCAUAUAGCAUGCUCUGCUUGCUGCCAAACGUUGAGCAAGAAGUGUGCAACAUGCUCCUUACCCACUCUUUCCCGCAACAGAGCUAUGGAGCGGGUUAUUGAACUUCUUAGAGUUCCAUGUCCGAAUGAUGGUUGCUCCAAGAUUGUCUCUUGUUCUGAAACAUCAGCACAUGUGAAUCAUUGUCCUUUCACCCAACGUACUUGCCCCUUUAGCAGCUGUGACUUUACUUGCUCCUCCAAGGAUUUAUAUAAACACGGCGCUGCGGCACCAUGCGCUGCUAAAUUUGGCCUUUCCUUUUCCUUGAGCAUGUUUAAAUGUGGAACGCUCGUGCGUACGCAUCUCUCAACAUAUAAGAGGAUCAUUCUUGAGGUAUGAUCUCUACACUUUACUCGUUCAAUAUUGCAAGUAAAACUCAUUUGAGUUUAUAGUGUUGAUGAGAAGAUCAUUUUGUGGUUGUAUAAUACAACUUGUAUUAAGUAUAAGAAUCUGAGGUUGAAUCUUCUUUUUUCUUUGUUGUUGCAGGCUGCAGAAGAAAGAAGAAGAGAGUGGAGACUGGAGAGUCUAGAGACUUAACGCGAGGUAUUAUCUUAUACUUAGCGUGAUUCUAGUGUACUUUUGGACAAGAUAUUGAAAUGUUCAUACUAGAGAACUCACUACCUCACAAUGAUCUUGUCAUUGUUUACUUAUUGAAGUAGCAUCUGAUCUUGAUUUGUAGAUGUGAUCAUUACAUUUAAUCUAAUG